Molecule: messenger RNA, 1188 nt
Organism: Angiostrongylus costaricensis
Lineage: Eukaryota; Metazoa; Nematoda; Chromadorea; Rhabditida; Metastrongylidae
Source: the annotation of a GenBank genome assembly
AUGUCUUGUCCGGUGGUCCUUUCGAAGCUCGUAACUUUCGGAUGUCAAGGAUUGACGCUAAGGGACGAAAAUAGAGCAGAAGCUCUCGACAUGCUGAAUGGAAUACGCUCAAAUGUUGCUCAAGGAACAUUUCAAGCACAAAACCCGCUGCCGUCGGCGAAGAACAUGGCUAAAUUGGCAUGGAACUGUGAUCUGGAAAGAUUAGCUCAGCAAGCUGUAGACAACUGUCCUCCAAACCCACCGCCAAUAAGGCCCGCAAACGGGAGGAAUUAUGUUCUAUACGGAGCGGGUUCCUCCGCAAUCGAACGACAAUUACCCCUUCGAGCUGCACUACUGCAGUGGUCAGACAUUUCGAACGUGAUAUGGCCAGCUAACAAUGUUUUCGAUGGCAAUGCAGCAUUGCUUCCAUUUGCUAACAUGAUUCGUGCGAGGACACUUUCUGUUGGAUGCUCUAGUGCCACGUGUGUGGGUAGUUCGGCCACGGCUUGCGUCUUCUCGGCACCAUCGCUCGUCGCAAGAGGACUUGGUAGAAACGGCGAAUAUGCAAAUGAGAACGCUCCACCUGCUUCAAGAAUGGACCUGAUGGGGUAUGACUGCCAAGCAGAACAGUUAGCGUUGAAUCACGUGAGAUUGUGCGGCAGGCAACCGUCAUCUCCCUCUGCUCGACCCGGUUACAGCGAAAAUAUUCAUAUCCUCGAAACUACUGCUACAGAUUUGCUGGGAGCAAUUCAGAAUGCAAUUGGAACGUUCACCAAUGAACUCGGAGGAAAUGGCAUUCCUUCGAAUAUGUUAUUAACGCCGGAUGUUCUUCAGCGCACGCAAAGAGCGGUGGCAAGGGUUAGCAAGGAGACUGUUCGAGCGCACUACUUCAUAACGAUGUUUUCCCGAACCACCACGCGACUCUACUCAAAGGCCAGCAACAGUUUUCGAGCUCUACUCAACAACGAACUCGACUCCAUUAAGGCGGACGGCACAUACAAAAAUGAACGAGUAAUCACAGGACCACAAGGUGUUUUAGUCCAAGUAAAAGGUCGAACUGAACCCGUGCUCAACUUUUGCGCCAACAACUACCUCGGUCUCAGCAGCCAUCCAGACGUAGGUGUUUUUGGAACUUUGCAAAACACUUUAACCACUGUUGGCUUUUUUCUAUUUCUUAUUUUUGUUGAAACUUCGAACCAAUUGAUAUAA